This is a messenger RNA of Drosophila persimilis, 1725 nucleotides long. RefSeq lists its product as uncharacterized. The record is from RefSeq and is a predicted model, not a curated record. The transcript is spliced from 3 exons. Lineage: Eukaryota; Metazoa; Arthropoda; Insecta; Diptera; Drosophilidae. The coding region runs from base 47 to 1684 and encodes 545 amino acids.
CAGAAAUUCAGUUUCCCAACUAUACAGGAAUUGAAAUACUCGGAAAAUGGCAUUCUAUGGCGGAGUCAAUACCAAGGGAUACUUUAUUCCCCUCAAAGAACUGACCAAGGGGAUAAAAGCGACUCAGUUGAAGACAGCAAAUGGGAAGUGUCCUUCUGAAAAAUCUGGCAAACUAUCUAAUCGAUUUAAGGAGGGAACUUCCCAAAGAUCACCGACCAUACCCGGAUGUACAUUCCAAUUGACCCCUAAAUCUGAUCGCGUUGGAAGCAAGAAAAUGCGGCCUAAGGAAGACUUUCACAAGGAUAAAAAAUCGUCUCCAUUAUCAUCAUCGGGGUCCUCAGCAUCGUGUGGGAACCCUCGUAAAAGCGUUCGGCGAUCGUUGGGUACCAAAAAUUCUUCAGGCUCAUCAACGCCUGGAAAAACCUUCCGCAAAUCCCAACCCAAUGCGGAGAAGACCCGCAAGUCUCCAGCCUCAUCAUCGUCUGGUAGUAACCGCAAGAAGAACAUCCACAAAUCUUCGUCUUCUUCAUCGCUAGGAGGGACAUUUAACAAGGACUCUCGCAUGAACAUGAAGGGAUCACCAGAGAUGAAGAAACCGAUGUCCUCUCCAUAUUCAAAAGCGGUCUUUCGUGGAAUUAGCCGCAUGAAUAGGAAGAAGCAAUCGUCGGAGAGCUGCAAGUCGACAUCGACGGAUGAAGGGUUUCAUGGAUCGAAACUCAUCAAAACUAAGCAAUCAACGAAUUUAAAUUUUUCUCCACUGUCAUCGUAUGAUGACAUGAAUAACAAUCUAAUGAUUUCGCUUUCACCGAUAUCUGAACGCGCUUCUUCUGAUGACGCAUCUCCUCGCAUGAUGAGACAACGGUCGUCAGACUUCCAUGUAUCAAUGUUUGAUUCGUCCCCGGAUUCAUGUAAAUCCGAAAAGAAGCCGACACUUCUGGAUUCGACAUCUGAUGAGCUCCGCACCAGGAAGACACUUUUGAAUUUGAUGCACAAAUCGCAUCUGCGCACUUCAACAUCGGUGGCAUCAAUGCUUGAGAUUGAAGAUGGCGAUACUGCCACAAACAAAAGUAGUCCCAUAUCGCAGAAGGAAACACCAAAGUCUCCGAAAGAAAAUCAUCUUAAGGAAAAUGUGAAGGCCUGGGCCAUGACCUACGACGACUGGCUGGCAUACAAGCGCAUGCAGCGCAAGGAGCAGAAGCACCGACAGAUGGAAGAACGCGCCGCCAAAGAUUCUUACGCUGCUCAGCGUAAGGAAAUAUCCCAGAUGGUCUACCAGAUGUGGCUGAAGAACAAACAACGUGAGGAGGAGGAACAACGCGUUCAGAAUCACACACAGCUAGCGGCUCUCAAUGCCAGCUCUUCGCUGAAGGGUAAUCCCAUAACAGUGACCGCCGCUGCCAAACCCCAUCGCAAUAUAUCCAAGGAGGAGAUAAAUCAGGAGCUUGAGAGCUGGCGUUUGAAGAAGAUCCAGAUGCAGAAGUCGAAGCGCCAGGAGGAAAAACUGGCGAAGAUUAAGCACGAACAGGAUCUAUUUCAUCGCCAGACACAGUCCGCAAUGGCAAUUAAGAAGUGGUUCAGCACUGUCCACAAGAAGCCCAAGCCGGUGCCAAUGAACCAGGGCAUCGACUCGUUGCGUGGCACUAUCUCAGACCUGUAUAUAAAUCCUCAACCUUGGAUGCAGUAAAACAAAUAUUUUUAGUUCGUUAAAAAAAUAAAAAAAUUCAA